CAGGGCAAGGAAAUGUGAAAAAGAAACGGAAGCUCAAGAAACGGAUCCGCCUUCUCUCGCCUCCUCCUAAAUAGUGUUUCGAAGUUUCAUCUUCAGAAACUCAACAAAAACAAAAGAAACGCAGGUUUCGAAAAAAAUACGAUCGAUACUCUCACUACUUAUUUUUGGUUUGAGAUUAUGCCAUCAGAAUCUGAUAAGUGGGGAUGGAAGCACGUCAGUGUGUUUGGUGGAUUUGACAAGGGAAGUGGUACAAAAAGGUGGAAAUGCAACCACUGUAAUCUACGGUAUAAUGGAUCUUAUUCACGUGUUAGAGCACACCUUCUCGGGUUCACUGGUGUUGGGGUCAAAAGCUGCCCAGCAAUAGACCGGUCUUUGAGAGAGGCAUUUCAGAUAUUAGAGGAGGAGCGCCUUGCUCGGAAAAAGAAAAGGAAUUCUGGAAAUGGGAAGCCUGGGAAGCGCAUUCGUACUUCACGACCAAGUCUUACCUGUGUCACCAAAGAAGAUGUGGAUGACAUUUUAGCAAGAUUUUUCUAUGCUGAUGGAUUGAAUAUCAAAGUUGUCAACUCUCCUUACUUUCUUGAAAUGGCAAAAGCAAUUGCUGCUUUUGGCCCUGGAUAUGAACCCCCAACAAAAGAUGAACUGUCUGAUUCUUUUCUAAGUAAAGAGAAAGGAAGAAUUGAAAAAUCUGUUGGUCUAGUUAGGGAGUCCUGGCCUCACACAGGAUGCACGAUACUUUGUCUUGGCCACUUAGAUGGCUUGCAGGGCUGCUUCCGCAUUGAUGUAUUUGUCUCUAGCCCACGGGGGCUUAUAUUUUUGAAAGCAGUAGAUAUAGAUGUUAUUGAUGAGGGGGAUGAUGUGUUAUCUGGUGUCCUUAGUGAUGCAAUUGAAGAAGUUGGGCCUACAAAUGUGGUUCAGAUAAUUUCACAUCUAGGCUCACAGCUAGGCCAAGCCUGUUGUAAAUCUUCUGAAUCCCUUAUAUUGUCAAAGUUUCCUCACUUAUUCUGGUCUCCUUGCACAUCACAUUCUAUCUGCAUGCUAAUGGAAGAAAUAGCUGAAUUGGAGUGGAUUAAACCUGCUAUCUUGUGUGCUAAGGAAAUUGAGGAAUGCAUCAUGACAUUUCAGCGUUCUGCUCCAGGUAUUUUAAUUCAAAAAUUGAAAGGGAGCUCUGACUUAAUUUCUACUAAGUUUGCACCUUCCUAUGGCAUUAUCCAGAGAAUUUUUCAGCUAAAGGAAGAACUUCAACAGGUAGUUGUUGGUGAAGACUGGAAGCAAUGGAAGCUUUGUAUUCCAGAGGACAUUAUAGGUAUUGAGGUUGAAGCUGCCAUUACAGGGGAUGAUUUCUGGAGCAGGGCCCAUUUAUUCUUGCAGUUAUGUGAGCCUUUCCUGAGGUUCCUUGCUGUGCUUAAUAUUGAUCGAUCUGUAAUGGGUGAUGUUUAUGAUUGGCGAGUUCAGGCUCUUGAAGCCGUGAGAAGUAAAGGAAUUGAGGAAAGUGCAUUGAAUCAAUUGGAGGAGUUGAUAGAAAACAGAUGGGAUGUGUUCUUUUCUCCUCUUCAUGCUGCAGGUUAUAUACUUAAUCCUAAAUAUUUUGGGAAAGGUCAAACAAAGGAUAGAACUGUAAUGCGGGGUUGGAAAGCCACUCUAGAAAGACAUGAGGGUGACAGUGCAGUGAGACGGGUUCUUAGAGAGCAGUUUAGCUCUUACUGGAGACUGGAAGGAUCCUUAGGAGAGGAAGAUGCUGUGGAUUGUAGAGAUAAAAUGGACCCUGUUGCUUGGUGGGAGAACUUUGGUUUUGAAACACCCCACUUACAGACACUAGCCAUGAAAGUUCUGAGUCAGGUUUCAAGUGUUGGGACAUGUGAAGAGAUAUGGCAAGAUAAUGAUUUUCCAUGUCAAGAAACAGCCAACAGGUUGGGGGUGGAGAGAGUGGAAGAUCUUGUUUUUGUUAGAAACAACCUUAGACUUCAUAGACAAAGAAAUGGAAUUUCAAGCUCCCCAUCUGGUAAAAGAAACUUAAGCUCAAGCAGCCCAUCCAGAAUUAAGAUGCGGGAUAGCACUCUUCUUGAUCAAACAAAGGGCAUAUUUAGUAUUCAUGACACUUUGUGAUAGAUUAUGUGCUCUUUUGGUUUUCUGCUUAAUUGGAGCCUAGCUUAUUGAAGAUCUGAAAAGGUCAGUGGGAUAUCUUUUCCCUUGUCAUCAGCUAUAAACAAAAAAUACAGGUCAUUAACCUGAGAAUUAGUGGCUAAAAUACUAUACAUGUUCUCAUUACUAGAAAAUUAUUAAUACAAAAUGUGAUUAAUUUGAGAAAUGCAUGAUCAGUUUGUACUCUUUUUGGAGUAAUAUGUAA
This is a messenger RNA of Quercus robur (English oak), 2344 nucleotides long. RefSeq lists its product as uncharacterized. The transcript is spliced from 2 exons. Lineage: Eukaryota; Viridiplantae; Streptophyta; Magnoliopsida; Fagales; Fagaceae. Gene Ontology annotation, molecular function: protein dimerization activity. The record is from RefSeq and is a predicted model, not a curated record. Bases 178 to 2103 code for a protein of 641 amino acids.